Vespa crabro (European hornet) is the source of this 953-nucleotide messenger RNA. Its product is annotated as PEST proteolytic signal-containing nuclear protein-like. The transcript is spliced from 3 exons. The coding region runs from base 69 to 551 and encodes 160 amino acids. Gene Ontology annotation, biological process: proteasome-mediated ubiquitin-dependent protein catabolic process; protein ubiquitination. The record is from RefSeq and is a predicted model, not a curated record. Lineage: Eukaryota; Metazoa; Arthropoda; Insecta; Hymenoptera; Vespidae. Gene Ontology annotation, cellular component: nucleus.
CUGAAGUAAUGAUUUUUAGGUUACUUUGGAUCAAUCGUUCUCGUUCCGGAAACAAGGAAAGCUAAAAAAUGUCUAAGAGGAAUCCUGGGGACGAAUAUAGAAAAGGGUCAAGUGUCUACAGAGCAGAGGACACCAGAGGGGACAGCAGAGGAAGGGAUCGUUCACCGCUAAGAUCAGAUGACCACUGUGAAUCUGGCAACUUUGGCCAUGGUGACGUCAAGAAACAGAAACUUGCAUUUGGGUUUGGGAAAAGGCAAACUGGUGCUGAUCAAAAAAAGGGAAUUCAGAUCAAAUUGGGUUCCGUAUCUAACUCUGCCACAAAAACUACUGUAGUACAGAGACCUACAGUGGCAUCUGUAUUUAACGCAGACGAAGAGGAUGAACCAGAAGAAAUGCCAGCAGAAGCCAGAAUGAGAAUGCGAAAUAUUGGAAGAGAAACGCCUACCUCUGCAGGACCAAAUUCAUUUGGGAAAACAAAACAAGGUUUUUGUGACUCAAAAAAGAUUUUUGAGAAAACACUGAAGAAAGCGAUGGAAGAAGCUAAUAAAUGAUUCCUUAUUUAAUCUACUUCUCAACUUUGUUGUUAAUUGUACAUUAAUUUAAUCUGAAUCACAAAAUUUAUUAGAUCUUCUAUAUGAAAUUAUAUAUAACUUGUGUUUUAUUAUGUAAGUAAUGAAAGUAAAAUUAUGUUGUUUUAUUUCUGAAUUCGUUGUCAAGUCGACUUCAAUAAUAUCUAUUAGUAUAAAAAAUUAGUGCUGAAACUAUGUGUUCAAUUUGCUUCUUCACAUCACGGUCACUAUGAUUUUCAAAAAUAAUUGUAUCUCUCUGCUUAUUCAUACUUUACUCUUCUAUUGUGUGUCUACAUGAAAAUAUCCUUGAAGAGCAAUAAAGUGUAUAUUUAUUCUGUAAUUUAUGAAGUAUAGGGCAAAUAAAAUGUGUGGAUUUUUAUUUGA